Molecule: messenger RNA, 2772 nt
Organism: Didymodactylos carnosus
Lineage: Eukaryota; Metazoa; Rotifera; Eurotatoria; Philodinida; Philodinidae
Source: the annotation of a GenBank genome assembly
AUGUCUGGUAGUCCUAUAAACAAUGUCUGUGAAGUCUUACGUGAUAUAUAUCAACGUACACAAAAAGACUAUCGUCUAUUCACAUACAAUACUCAGACAGAUGUGAAACGUACCUUAAAGACAUUAUCUGAACGAAAUGACAAUCUCCAAGCUAGUGGUGGAACUUCAUUUGCCUGUAUAUUCACUGCCAUCAAAGAUUAUCUUCUACAAAAUGCAUCAGCCAAAAAGCCAAUAGCCUUCAUAUUUAUGACUGAUGGGCAGGAUAAUGAACCAAAUGGACCAGCAUUGCAGAAGAGUAUUCAGAUGUUAAAGUUGAUGUUAAGCGGAAUGAUAAAUUCACCUCCGAUUACAUUUCAUGUGAUCGGCUUCGGUGAAGUAAACGAUACAUUUCUUAAUCAAAUCCGAACAUUUGGCACUCGGCAAGGUCUCUUUCGUUAUUCAACAGAAUCUAAAGAAUUACAAAAUAAUUUUAAUGAUAUGUUUGAAUAUGCAUUGAAUGUUCAUCAAUUCACUAUUAAAUUCCCCGAUGGAAAGACUUUUACUGCAAAUAAUAUCGAUAACGAAACCGUUGGUUUUCUUACGAACGAUGGUGAUGAUCUCAGUGCGAUGGUCGAAUUGACACUCAUUGAUGAAAAAGCAAUAACGACACAAUUUCCCCUAGCACCGAUGAAAGACGUUCGUACGAUACAUCUUCUUCAUGCACUGAACCUUAUUCAACCGGAAAACGAAGAACAGGUCAAAUCAAUUCAAACCUGUUUGAAUGAUAUUCAAAUAACAAAUAGCAAAAAUUUUGCAGAACGUCUAGAAGCAGAACAAAUUUACAAGGAAAUUGAUCAACGCAUGAUGGAAUAUCGACAAUUAUUUACACAAUUGAAAAUGACUCAAGUACCCGAACGUGUAAAAUUGCAAUUGAGUGCAUUGAGGCAUGAUCCAAUCUUUGCUAAUACACAACGAAAGAAGAAAUUAGAUCUAAGAGUCUAUAAGAAUGUCGAUUAUUUCAAAAAAACAGAUGUUAGUGGGAUAUUACAAGGUUAUAAAGAUUCCAUUACACCGGAUGCAUGGCAAAAGAUCAAAGAACAGAAACAGGAUUGGGUGGAUACCUACUCCAAUGAAGAUAUCUAUGAAAUUAUGAGAAAAUCAACGGAUAAUAUUUUAUGUCUGGGUAUUUUUGUUCAACGUGACGAAGAAGUCAUCAGCAAUCCCGCGAAAGGCUUAAAACUUUUGAAGGUGACCAAUACUAUUAUUUCCUAUGAUUCGUUUAUCAAUGGAAUGAAUCUAGCAAAAGGUAAUCAACAAGCCCAAGGGCAAUUUACUACUCUAAAUGAUCUCUAUUUCAUCGCUGGUACUCUCGCCGAUGAACAAAUCAAUGCAGUCAUACCCUUGUAUAUCAACGACGAACAUAUGAAGCGAAUACGUAUUCUUGAAGGCAUCUGGCUUGGUUAUCUCUAUACCUUAGACAGUUACGGAUAUGAUAAACAACAGGAAGUUGCACUUUUAAAAUUACUAUAUGAAAUUAUUCAACAACGUACGAAUACACAACGGCAAAAACAAGUCUUAAUCGAACUGGAGAAAGUAUGUCGAUUUAUAAUCGAUGAAUCCCAAGGUUUCAAAACCGCGGAACAAUAUGGUGAGAAGACCUAUGAAAAAUUAUUGAAGCGACUACCAAUUGUCAAUACUCAAGAGUAUGAUUUAUCAAUACCACUGAUGAUUGGUUAUUUAAGAAAUGAUCUUACAUCUGUUCUCGUACCAAUUUACUAUGAAUAUCUUCGACAAGAAUAUCUAAAGAAAUAUUCAAAGAAUUUAGCGACAGUGAAAACAAUUGUAGAAAAUCUUGUCUAUGGUUGUGACGCGAAACAUUUGCCAACUGCCUCUAGUACAAAUAAUUCGAACACAUUAAUCAAUAACAACUUACCGGAUCACAUCGAAAAAACUUUUAUCGAUUAUUUUCAUGAUGAAUUAUCUCAACCAGUUCAAUUAACACCAGAAAAUAUAAUCAAGGAAAGUCACAAACGAAUGAUACGUGAGGAAAUCGAAUUGGAUUAUAUCAAAAGUUUGCUCUUACCAUUACCCGAUUUUAUUCGAACGAUAUUAAAUUCUUGUCAAAUCGACGAAGAUUUUAUUGAAAAACAUUUACAUUACGACACUUUAAGAUAUGAGUUAUUAAUUACCUUUUAUUAUCUGAUUUAUUCAGAUACAAAUAGUGGAGGACUUUUAAAUUUACCGAAGAAAGAAAAUAUUUUAUCUGUCAUUGACCGAAGAUUGCAGAGUGAGAAAGAACGUGUCGUAGCUCAUGAUUACUUCGAAAGCGUCCAACUUGUCCGUCUUGUCAGUGAUGUUGCUCUGAACUGUAAGACAUUGGAAGGUUUUGCUGGUGUCAUGCGCAAAUAUUGUCCGAACCGCCGUGGCCCAAUAUUUAGUGGAAUUUUUAUACAAUUACUUGAAUCAUAUGAUGAAAGCGAGGGUGACAACACUGUUGGCACAGCAACCAAGAAAGAGAAACUUAUGGCUUUGCUGAAAAAUCAAAUUUUAACAACGACGGCAACCAAAGUAAUUUACGAGGAUAUGGAUCAGUGCCAUUCGUUACCAUCCUUAGAUGAACAAUUAAAAUCAUUAAGACGAUUUAUUGAUGAAAAGAAAGUUGAACAAAUUGGAUUACAAAAUCGAGGAAGAUUAGUGGUUUAUUGUCGUAAAACACUUAUGGUAGACCGCCAAUGUCAAAGAAAAAGAAACUAUCGUUUUUUUUUAAACCCAUUUUAUGAAGAUUCCUUUUGA